Molecule: messenger RNA, 3537 nt
Organism: Nycticebus coucang (slow loris)
Lineage: Eukaryota; Metazoa; Chordata; Mammalia; Primates; Lorisidae
Product: tetratricopeptide repeat protein 28-like
Source: RefSeq, a predicted model, not a curated record
AUGGCUCAAGGCUUUUUCUGCAAUUUUUCCUGUAGGGCCUGUGCCAGCAGCAAGACAGAGAGUAAAGCUGGAGACAUCAUGGACCAGCAAUUUGAAGAGAUGAACAACAAACUCAACUCAGUCACUGACCCCACUGGCUUUCUGCGGAUGGUUCGCCGCAAUAACCUCUUUAACAGGAGUUGCCAGAGCAUGACAAGCCUGUGCAGUCAUGCUGUGUCGCCGACCCAGGAUGGGACCUCCUCUCUUCCCAGGAGGCAGAGCUCGUUCACUAAGCCCCCUCUCCGUGCCCUGUAUGACCUGCUCAUAGCGCCCAUGGAAGGGGGCCUGAUGCACGCCAGUGGCCCUGUCGGCCGGCACCGGCAACUGACCUUGGUCCGAGGGGAGCUCUACCUCAUCCCCUUUGCCCUCCUGAAGGGAAGCUCCUCCAACGAGUACCUCUAUGAGUGCUUCGGCCUUCUCGCUGUCCCCUCCAUCCGCUCCCUCAGUCCGCAGUCCAAGUCCCACCUGAGAAAGAACCCACCCACCUACUCCAGCUCCACGUCCAUGGCAGCUAUCAUUGGCAACACCAAACUCCCAUCAGCAGUGAUGGACAGGUGGCUGUGGGGGCCAAUGCCAUCAGCUGAGGAGGAAGCCUACAUGGUGUCUGAGCUUCUGGGCUGCCAGCCCCUGGUGGGCAGUGUGGCCACCAAGGAGAGGGUCAUGAGUGCCCUGAUCCAGGCGGAGUGCGUCCACUUCGCUACCCACAUCUCUUGGAAGCUGUCAGCCCUGGUCCUCACACCCAAUGUGGAUGGCAACCGUGCCAGCAGCAAGAGUUCAUUUGGCCACCCUUACACCAUCCCUGAGUCCCUGCGGGUGCAGGACGAUGCCAGCGACGGGGAAAGCAUCUCGGACCGCCCACCCCUGCAGGAGCUGCUACUCACGGCUGCCGAUGUCUUAGACCUGCGGCUGCCCGUGAAGCUGGUGGUGCUUGGCUCCUCUCAGGAGUCCAACAGCAAAGUCACAGCUGACGGCGUUAUCGCGCUUACACGGGCCUUCCUAGCCGCUGGCGCACAGUGUGUCCUGGUGUCUCUGUGGCCUGUGCCGGUGGCUGCCUCCAAAAUGUUUAUCCAUGCCUUCUACUCAUCCCUGCUGAAUGGCCUGAAAACCAGUGCCGCCCUGGGGGAGGCCAUGAAGGUGGUGCAGAGCAGCAAAGCCUUCUCACACCCCUCCAACUGGGCAGGGUUCCUGCUCAUUGGGAAUGAUGUUAAGCUGAACAGUCCCUCGUCGCUCAUUGGCCAGGCCCUCACAGAGAUCUUGCAGCACCCAGAGCGCGUGUGUGACGCCUUGCGAGUGCUACUGCACCUGGUGGAGAAGUCCUUGCAGCGCAUCCAGAAUGGACAACGCAAUGCCAUGUACACAUCCCAGCAGAGCGUGGAGAACAAAGUGGGUGGCAUCCCUGGCUGGCAGGCUCUCCUAACCACCGUGGGCUUCCGACUGGAUCCCCCGGCCAGCGGCCUGCCGGCGGCUGUCUUCUUCCCAACCUCUGACCCGGGUGACCAGCUGCAGCAGUGCAGCAGCACCAUCCAAUCCCUGCUGGGUCUACCCAAUCCUGCCCUCCAAGCCCUCUGCAAACUCAUCACUGCCUCGGAGACGGGCGAGCAGCUCAUUAGCCAGGCUGUUAAAAAUAUGGUUGGAAUGCUCCACCAGGUGCUGGUUCAGCUCCAGGCCAGCGAGAAGGAGCAGGACUCUGCCUCAGCCCCCAUUCAGGUCUCCAUCAGUGUCCAGCUAUGGCGGCUCCUGGGAUGUCACGAAUUCUUGGCAGCACUAGGUUUUGAUCUCUGUGAAAUUGGUCAGGAGGAAGUAAUCCUAAAAACCGGGAAGCAAGCCAACUGCUGGACCGUGCACUUCGCUCUGCAGUCCUUGCUGUCUCUCUUCGAUUCUACGGAGCUACCCAAGCGCCUCAGCCUCGACAGCUCCUCCUCCCUGGAGUCUCUGGCUUCAGCUCAGUCUGUUUCCAACGCCCUGCCCUUGGGCUACCAGCACCCUCCCUUCUCUCCCACCGGUGCGGACAGCAUCGCCUCAGAUGCCAUUUCUGUAUACAGUCUGAGCUCCAUCGCCUCCUCCAUGAGCUUUGUCUCCAAACCUGAGGUGGGGUCAGAGGGCGGAGGCCCCAGAGGACGGCAGGACAGGUCCAAGGGUGCUUACCCACAGCGAUCCACCCUGCCUCGGAGCCAGAUGUCUCCCCAGACCCGCCCUGCAGGCAACAAAGAGGAAGAAGAAUACGAAGGGUUUUCCAUCAUCAGUACUGAGCCUUUGGCAGCCUACCAAGAAAACAGGACAACUCGCUUCUCAUCAGAUCACAAGCAAUCUAGAGUCGGGACAGCUGGAGCUGUGAAAGUUUCAGUAAGCUCCAAAGGGAGCAUAAGCACUCCAAAUUCUCCAGUUAAAAUGACUCUGAUUCCCAGCCCAAACUCACCCUUCCAAAAGGUUGGAAAACUAGCAAGUUCAGAUACAGGAGAAUCGGACCAGUCUAGCACAGAAACAGAUAGUACCGUGAAAUCUCAAGAAGAAAGCAACCCAAAGCUGGAUCCACAAGAGUUUGCCCAGAAGAUUCUAGAGGAGACGCAAAGUCAUCUCAUUGCGGUGGAACGUCUUCAGAGGAGUGACAGUCAGGUGAACAAGAGUAACAAUCCAGAAGACGGCAUCUCGGUGCCAAAUAGUGCUGCCGUCUUCAGAGCAUCAGAGACAAGUGCGUUCAGUAAGCCUAUCCUCUCCCAUCAGAAGAGUCAACUGUCACCAGUCAGUGUUAAACCAAAGCCCCCAGCCAGGAGCUCAUCCCUGCCCAAGGUGAGCUCCAGAUACAGCAGCCCCACCACCUCUGAGACGUCUAUCAGAGACAGCCUGAGCCAGCUCAGUGGCCGGCCAUCACCUGGCUCUGACUCCCAGACUUCACUGAUGGACCAGCCCCUCUUCAAACUGAAGUAUCCCAGCUCUCCUUACAGCGCUCACAUUUCCAAAUCACCAAGGAAUAUGUCCCCAAGCUCAGGCCAUCAGUCUCCUGCUGGCAGUGCUCCGUCCCCAGCUCUCUCCUACUCCUCAGCUGGCUCUGCUCGUUCGAGUCCAGCUGAUGCUCCUGACACAGACAAACUGAAAAUGGCAGCCAUUGAUGAAAAGGUGCAGGCUGUCCAUAACCUGAAGAUGUUUUGGCAAAACACACCCCAACAUUCUCCAGGACCAGUGAAAAUCUUCCGUGGGACCCCUGGAACGAUGACUUCCAAAAGAGAUGUCCUCAGUCUGUUAAAUUUGUCACCAAGGCACGCCAAGAAGGAGGAAGGAGUUGAUAAGCUUGAACUGAAGGAGUUGUCUCUGCAGCAACCUGAGGAAGCACCACAAAAAGCCCGUCCCAAUGGACUGCACACUGAGACCACCACACUGAGCAUGCUGCCGCUGCCCACCGGCCCUCCUGCCGGGGCCCCUGCACAUCCUUUGAGACUUCCCUCUGGAAACGGCUACAAGUUCCUGUCCCCAGGAAGAUUUUUCCCUUCUUCCAAAUGCUAA